GUCCCUCCCCCUUAAUAAACUUCAUCAAUAGCUGCACCAGCUGAUCGCGGUGUCCGUCAUUAAGUCUGUCUUCAGCCGCAAAGCAAGGACAAUGACAGGAGACCACUGGGGAUACGGCAAAGAGGACGGUCCUUCAGCAUGGCACAGACACUACCCAGUUGCCAAAGGGAGCCGCCAGUCUCCCAUUGACAUCAUCCCUGAUGAGGCCAGACGUGACAGCAGCCUGGGUCCUAUUUUCCUGAAGUAUGACCGGUGUACGUCUCUUAGCAUUGCCAACAACGGACACUCUGUAGUUGUGGAGUUUGAUGACUCAGAUGACCGCUCAGUGAUUCAAGGAGGCCCUCUCGACAAUCCUUAUAGACUGAAACAGUUUCACUUCCACUGGGGCGGAAAAGGAUGUGAAGGGUCUGAGCACACUGUAGCAGGGGUCGGCUAUGCAUCAGAGCUCCAUUUAGUUCACUGGAAUGCUGUGAAGUACACAACGUAUGAGGAUGCAGCAACAGCUCCCGAUGGUCUUGCUGUUCUGGGCAUCUUUUUAGAGCAAGGGGACGACCACAGAUGGCUCCAUACGAUAACGGAUGUUCUGUACAUGGUUAAAUUUAAGGGCAGCGCCACAAAUUUCAAGGGUUUUAACCCCAAGUGCCUCCUACCCAGCAACCUCCACUACUGGACCUACCUGGGAUCGCUGACCACACCUCCCUUACACGAGAGCGUCAUCUGGAUUGUCCUGAAGGAGCCGAUUGUUGUCUCGGAAAAGCAACUGGGGAUGUUCCGAAUACUUCAGUUCAGUGGUGAAGAGGAAGAUCAGAGGAUGCGCAUGGAGAACAACUUCAGGCCCCCUCAGCCUCUCAAAGAGAGGAUAGUACGUUCGUCCAAUUAAAUUCACCUCACUACAUGUCAACAUGUAGGUGUCAAUAUCAGCUUUUAAGGGACAGGGCAUGCUUUAGUUUGAGUGUACUUUGGCUGUCAUGAUAGUUUCUCUUUUUUUCUUUGGGUCUAAAAUCUUAAUGACAAUCUUUGCGAAUAUACAUAUAAAACUAUUUUUAUAAAGGGGUUUGAUAUUAUAAGAAAUGAGUAGUGAAAUUAAAGAAAACAUACUCUAAGUUAUAAGUUGAAGAUCAAAAGGCCUUAAUGGCACUCAGGCAACAGCUAAUCAAUGAAAACAAGCAACACAGUUGAAAUAAUUGGCAACAAAUCUUUCAAAAAACAAAACAAAACUGCCAAUAGCCUGACCACUGAUCCUUUAUCCCCUCCAGCCUGUGGUUGUUCAUGACACAGGACAUGAAUUUCUCAGGUACUCUUUUGAUGAAAUAUGCAAGAAUACAACCAUUUCUAAUGGUACAGUCAACAUAAUACUGCAAUCUGCUGGAUUUUUACUGGUUUACUUGUGCUGGAGAAUUAAUACAUAUUUAAAUUCUGAAUGGUCUUGUUUCUCAGUGCCUCACAGGGGCUUUGGUUUUGCAUUUGGGUAAGCUAUGAUCAGUUUGGGUAACGUUGCUUCUUGACUUUACUUAAACGCCCAGUCGAGAAGUGGCAUUUGUGUUAUGGUUGUUUAAUUGCAAUAAAUGUAAAUAAUGGGUGGCCUAAAUUUUUUUUUUUUUAUAAUGUAUUGUAAUUGCAUUUAUGUUGAUCUGAAUAAAAUUGUCCCCCCCCCCCCCUUUUUAUUUUUUUAUUUAUUUUUAUUUUUAUUUUAAAAGGAUAAGGAGUUGGACUUUUCACUUUUUGGGAUAUAGCUUUUCAUUAUUUGAGCCAUAAUUGUACACUUUUGACCACCAAAAGUAACUUUAAAUGAAAUAUUAGCU
This is a messenger RNA of Fundulus heteroclitus (mummichog), 1802 nucleotides long. RefSeq names its product carbonic anhydrase VII (gene ca7). Gene Ontology annotation, biological process: regulation of intracellular pH. Gene Ontology annotation, molecular function: zinc ion binding; carbonate dehydratase activity. Gene Ontology annotation, cellular component: cytoplasm. NCBI's taxonomy places the organism in Eukaryota, Metazoa, Chordata, Actinopteri, Cyprinodontiformes, Fundulidae. The transcript is spliced from 7 exons. Bases 92 to 880 code for a protein of 262 amino acids. The record is from RefSeq and is a predicted model, not a curated record.